Molecule: messenger RNA, 918 nt
Organism: Colletotrichum higginsianum IMI 349063
Lineage: Eukaryota; Fungi; Ascomycota; Sordariomycetes; Glomerellales; Glomerellaceae
Product: Retinol dehydrogenase
Exons: 1
Coding region: 1-918 (305 amino acids)
Source: RefSeq, a predicted model, not a curated record
AUGUCGUUCAACCCGGACAGAGAUAUACCCGACCUUUCAGGCAAAGUCAUCCUCGUGACUGGAGGAAACGUCGGCCUGGGGAAGCAGACCAUUCUACAGCUCAGCAAGCAUAACCCGAAACAUGUUUUUCUUGCAGCUCGUUCCGAGACCAAGUCAGUAGCCGCCAUUGAGGAGAUACGCAAGGUCGUGCCAAAUGCGGCGCCCAUCACCUAUAUCAACCUCGACCUCACGUCCUUUGACAGCAUCAAACAGGCUGUCAAGGACUUCCACGCCCAUUCGGAAAGUCUUCAUAUACUCGUCAACAACGCAGGCAUCAUGGCUACGCCGGCUGGCGUCACAAAGGAGGGCUAUGAGAUCCAGUUCGGCACCAAUCACCUCGGCCAUGCGCUGCUCACAAAGCUCCUUCUUCCAACUCUGAAGAAGACAGCUACGGCUAGUAGCCCGCCCCAGGACGUCCGCAUUAUCAAUGUCGCCUCCUCCGCAGAGGCCUCCUCGCCCGCCACUGACACCUACAAAUUCGACAAGCUCAAGACAGACAUGGCCUCUACCUCGACAGUCACCCGCUAUGGCGUUUCAAAGGUGGCCAAUAUACACCAUGCCCGCGCCCUGUCUCGUCGCCAUCCUGAGAUUCGAUCCAUUUCUCUGCACCCUGGCGUUGUCAACACCAACCUUACCAAUGGCGUAGUCGCCAGUUGGCCUAUCAUGAAACCUUUUAUGUUCGUGUUCAAGUUGUUUUCUACCAGCGUGUGGAACGGCACGAAGAAUCAGUUGUGGGCUGCUGUCAGUCCCGAUGCCAGGUCGGGCGAGUUCUACUUUCCCGUUGGUGUUACGGGCAAGGGUUCCAAGCAGUCGAGAGACAAGGCUCUCGAGGAGGCACUCUGGAACUGGACCGAGAAGGAGCUUGAGGGGCAUGUGUAA